Papaver somniferum (opium poppy) is the source of this 525-nucleotide messenger RNA. RefSeq lists its product as uncharacterized. NCBI's taxonomy places the organism in Eukaryota, Viridiplantae, Streptophyta, Magnoliopsida, Ranunculales, Papaveraceae. The record is from RefSeq and is a predicted model, not a curated record. The coding region runs from base 1 to 525 and encodes 174 amino acids. The transcript has a single exon.
AUGGCAAACAAUCGAUCCUUACCGAGUAAUAAAAACACCUUACAUCCGGCUUUCGCCGUUUCCAAUAUCAAAGUUUUGAUCCCUGUUACACUAGAUAUCAAACAAGACGAAUACUCUUCAUGGGUUCUCCUAUUUCAACUUCAUCUUCAAGCGCACAACCUCCUUUUUCUUAUAGAUAGUUCUUCCCCCACACCAGAUCUUGACGCUGUCACCAUCCUACAGCUUGACGCCCUAUGCCGUCAAUGGAUGUUCUCCACCAUGACCAAAGAUCUGAUGCUGACUGUUCUCAAAACUGGAAAAACUGCGAAGGAUUUAUGGGAUCAUCUCAAACGUCUCUUCCAAGACAACAAAGGAAACCGCGCUGCCAGCCUUGAAUGUAAGUUUGUCAAUCUAAAAUUUAUUGACUGUAACAACGUUGAUGAUUAUUGUGAUAAGCUACAGGCACUCUCCAAUCGAUUGAGUGACCUCGAGUUUCCAAUGGAUGAAAAACGACUAGUUAUCCAGCUUGUCAAUGGACUUCCGUAG